UCCCCCGGCGGCUCCGGCCCUGCCUCCCCGGGGAGGCGGCGGCGGCAUGGCCCGGGCCGGCGGGGCGGCGGGGCCGCGGCGGCGGGUGCUGGUGCUGAUGGUGCUGGUGGCCGCGGCGGGGCGGCGGGGCCGGGGCGCGGGGAGGCGAAGGGGAGGCGGCCCCCCCGGCCCCCUGCCGCCCCCCGGCCCCCCCGGCCGCCCGCUCCUGCUGCUGCUGCCGCUGCCGCUGCCGCCGCCGCCGCCGCCGCCGCCGCCGCCGCCGCCGCCCCGCGCCGCGCCCGCCGCCGCCCGCCCGGAGGCUCUGCCCCGGGGGGGGCUGCCCAUGAAGGAAGAGCCGCUGACCGCCGGGCUGCCCUCCGUCCGCUGGCUGCAGGGUACCGGCAUCCUGGACGCCAGCACGGCAGCGCAGAGCGGGGUGGGCCUGGCCCGAGCCCACUUUGAGAAGCAGCCCCCCUCCAACCUGCGGAAAUCCAACUUCUUCCACUUUGUCCUGGCCAUGUAUGACCGGCAGGGCCAGCCCGUGGAGAUCGAGCGCACCUCCUUCAUCGACUUUGUGGAGAAGGAGCGGGAGCAGAACGGCGAGAAAACCAACAACGGGAUCCACUACCGCCUCCAGCUGCUGUACAGCAACGGGCUCCGGACUGAGCAGGACCUCUACGUGCGCCUCAUUGACUCCAUGUCCAAGCAGGCCAUCAUCUACGAGGGGCAGGACAAGAACCCAGAGAUGUGCCGGGUCCUCCUCACCCAUGAGAUCAUGUGCAGCCGCUGCUGCGACAAGAAGAGCUGCGGGAACCGCAACGAGACCCCCUCCGACCCCGUCAUCAUCGACAGGUUUUUCCUCAAGUUUUUCCUCAAAUGCAACCAAAACUGCCUGAAGAAUGCGGGGAACCCCCGGGAUAUGCGGCGCUUCCAGGUGGUUGUGUCGACGACAGUGAACGUGGAUGGCCACGUCCUGGCCGUGUCAGACAACAUGUUUGUCCACAACAACUCCAAGCAUGGGCGGCGGGCACGGCGCCUCGACCCCUCCGAAGCAGCCACCCCCUGCAUCAAAGCCAUCAGCCCCAGCGAGGGCUGGACCACUGGAGGUGCCACCGUCAUCGUCAUCGGCGACAACUUCUUUGAUGGGUUGCAGGUCGUCUUUGGCACCAUGCUGGUGUGGAGUGAGCUCAUCACACCUCACGCCAUCCGGGUGCAGACCCCCCCGCGGCACAUCCCCGGCGUGGUGGAGGUCACGCUUUCCUACAAGUCCAAGCAGUUCUGCAAGGGCGCCCCAGGACGCUUCGUCUACACCGCACUGAAUGAGCCCACCAUCGACUACGGGUUUCAGCGGCUGCAGAAGGUCAUACCCCGCCACCCCGGGGACCCUGAGCGCCUGCCCAAGGAGGUCUUGCUGAAGCGGGCGGCUGACCUGGUGGAAGCUCUCUAUGGGAUGCCACACAGCAACCAGGACAUCAUCCUGAAGCGAGCGGCAGACAUCGCUGAGGCGCUCUACAGCGUUCCCCGCAACCCCGGCCAGCUGUCCUCGCUGGCUGGCACCCAUGGCCCUGCCGGCAUGAUGGGGGUGAACUCCUUCAGCAGCCAGCUGGCUGUCAACCUCGGUGACUCACCACAGGGCACCGAGCAAGGCUACUCCCGAAACACGGGCAGUGUCUCGCCACGGGGCUACGUGCCCAGCUCCACACCACAGCAGAGCAGCUACAGCGGUGGCACCGGCAUCAACGGCUACGGUGGCAGCACCAUGGCUGGCCUGGGGGUGCCCGGCUCCCCCAGCUUCCUCAAUGGCUCCACCGCCAACUCCCCCUACGCCAUCAUGCCCGCCAGCCCCCCGCUGGGCGCCUCCUCCAUCACCCUCCCGUCAGGCACCAACGCCUCCACCCCCACCGGGGUCUUCUCCUUCUCCCCCGUCAACAUGAUCUCAGCGGUGAAACAGAAAAGCGCCUUCGCCCCCGUGGUGCGGCCGCAGACCUCCCCGCCACCUGCCUGCGCCAGCACCAGCAGCAGCAGCCUGCAAGACCCCGCUUUCGAGGACUCGGACAAGUUCCACACGCCCGCGCGGCCGCUCCAGGGACUGGCCUAUUCCUAAGCACACCGUGCCCGGCCGCCUCGUGCCACCCACAUGAGCUGGGACAGCGCUGGAGCCGCGACACGGAGCAGGACUGAGAGUGGCCAUGCAGCGUGGCAGUGCCGGCUCCUCCGACCCACUCCUGGGCACUUCCAUGGGGAUUGGGGCGCGCGGGGCUGUGGGACCCACCACCCCACUGCCCUGUGGCCACCCCAGCCUGGCCCCACGGAACUCAGCCCACUCGCAAGGGGGUGAGCCUGGCCAGGACCAGCACCUGCAUGGCUUGGCACGGCUCGGCUCGGCAGGCAGCCCCCCGAGGGGCCUUGGGGGAGCCCCGGGAAUAACCCAAACGCUCUGGGUUUAGCCUCAGAAAGACACCGAGUGACCUGUGGGAGUGUGGGGCAGUGGCAGCCAUGGGCAGGAUGCUCCGAGGUGGGAGGGAUGGAUGCUCUGGGGCAGAAGAGGUGCUCUGGGGCGGGAUAGAUGCAUGGAAGUGGGAUGGAUGCUCCGAGGCAGGAUGAGUGCUUGGAGGUGAGAUGGAUACUCCAAGGCAGGGUGGGUGCUCAGAGGUGGGAUGGAUGCUCCAGGACAGGAUGGAUACUCCAGGGUGGUAUGGAUGCUGUGGGGUGGUAUGGAUGCUCUGGGGCAGGAUGAAUGCUUCAGGACAACAUGGAUGUUCGGGGGUGGGAGGGAUGUUCCAGGGCAGGAUGGAUGCUUGGGGGUGGAAUGGAUGCUCCGGUGGGACCCAGCUUCCCCCCCCACGCUUCCCGGCUCUCUUACCACCAUGGCCAGCGCUCUCUCCCCAGAUGUGCAGCUCCACAUCUGGAGCCGCCCACUCGCAGUUCCCAGGUGACCGAGGCCGGAUCUCUGCGUGUGCCCCGCACCCCCGUGCAGGAUCGGGGCCUCGGUGCCGCCCGGGCAGGGGUCUGGGCUGCCCUGGCCCCCGAGCUGAACCCCAGCAUGGGGACAGCAUGGUUCCCGACCCCAUCAGCCGCCGGGGCUGGCUGCCCCAGGACACAACUGCAGCUCUUUUCUCAUUAUUAUCACUAUUAUUAUUAAUAAUAAUUAUUAUUAUUCUUUUUAGCAGCAGGCGAGCCAGUGGGCAGGGGCUCUGGCAGGGUGGGCAGGAGACCCCCAGCCCUGGCACUGCCAGCUCCUGCCAGGGUUUUCCCUGUCCUCCCAGCUGGGAGGGAGCAGCCGGGACUUUUGUAAAUAAAGAAAAAGGGAAAAAAAAAACAACCAACCCCACUCCCCCGCGCCUGCAUGCCACCCGUGCAGGUGGCCCAUGUGUCCCCCCUUGUGUUGUGCCACUGCAGUGAUGGUGAUGCUGCUGUGCCCUGCUCAGUGUCAGCACGUGUGUCCCCACCAGUGCCCACUCCCUCGGUGCUGGGUCCUCGCCUGGUGGCCCUGGCCCCUGCCCGGGGUGACUGCAGGGGUCUUGGGGCAGCCCCCCGCCUGCCCUUGGGGACAGGGUGCCCUUGCCGGAGUCCCAGUCCCCCCGUGGCAGUGGCACAGGACAGAGGUGCCAGGGUCCCUCGGAGCAGGGGUGCUUUCUGACAUGGAAAUAAAAGGCCUUGCAGAAGG
Molecule: messenger RNA, 3646 nt
Organism: Falco peregrinus (peregrine falcon)
Lineage: Eukaryota; Metazoa; Chordata; Aves; Falconiformes; Falconidae
Product: EBF family member 4
Biological process (GO): regulation of transcription by RNA polymerase II
Molecular function (GO): DNA-binding transcription factor activity, RNA polymerase II-specific; RNA polymerase II cis-regulatory region sequence-specific DNA binding
Source: RefSeq, a predicted model, not a curated record